GCGCUGUCACGAUUCGGUCGGGUCACAGGCACGUGAUAUGGUGACUGUGACCCAGACAAAAGCAAAAGGCCGAAUAGGGAAGUGGCCUUUUGCUGUUAUUGUCCUUGACGUAUUGUUCGCGUGGCGGAGGACUUAACGAGUACAAUGGCAUCGGCAACCUCAAAAAUCUUUCUUUCUUUCCUUUUCCCACCUUCCACGUCCCUCGUUAAUUUUUUCGACGUCGCUGGCCGACUCCUGGCAUGUCCCUCGCACCUCCCCCGACGUACGACGCCAUCGUCACGACUUCCCUCAAGCCCUACCUUGAGCUUCCCCAUCUUUAUUCUCUCACAUGGCUGGCAUAUCCAAUUCUUUCUCUUUUCUUCAUUGCGUUCCGGUUGUAUUCUUCCUUGGAGUCGUCGCAGGAAUCCAUCGAGAGCGCCAAGUCUACUCUGUUGGCUAGCUGCAAGGCCGCAGAGAAAGCUGCCACGGCGACAGCGAGCAUGCCCCGCUACCUCGCUGUGGUGACGAACGAGCAGUAUGCAGAUGCGGUCAACGACACCAUCGAUCUGGCUCGCGCGACUUUGGUUGCAGCCCUUACUAUCAUGGAAGCUAUCAUCAAUUUCAUCGUCGAUAUCUACCAAUCGACGCUCCUGUGUUUCGUCGAGCUGGUUAUUCGUGGAGGAUUGGCGAUCCUGUCUGCUGCAGUGGAUGAGUUGAACAAGUUGGUCAAUGCUGCAGCCAGUGACAUUGAGACGGCACUCAACAGUACUAUCUCUGCUGCUAAUGGUGUCAUCGAAACGGCAGUGAAAGCCAUCAAUGCUGUCAAUCCCUUCGACGACAUCACUGCACCCACUAUCAGCACUCCAGAUCUCAGUGCUUUGUCCAAUGUCUCUUUGCCAUCGUCUUUCACUGACUCGAUCGACAGCUUGAACAGCUCCUUACCAUCGGUUCAAGAACUCAAACAAAAGGUUGAAGCUAUCAUUGAUACUCCUUUUGAGCUCUUGAAAAAGGAGAUUAAUGAUACUUUCGAUGGGUUAAGUUUCAAUUCGUCUUUGGUUACAGUACCUCAGCAAAAUACCCUCACAUUUUGCGACGAGAUGGACACGUCCAUAGUGGAUGACUUGGGCCGUGACAUAAUCAAAUUCACCAAGAUUUCGAUUGUUGUUUUGAUCGCCUUGGCGCUACUGCUCGUUGCGCUCAAUUGUCUUUUGGAAUGGUACAAGUGGCGCUGCCAACAACGACACUUUGAAUACACCCGCGAGGCUUGGAUGACUGACCCCACGAUGUAUCAUGUCCGUGGUGCUGCAGGAACCCCGCGGGUCAGCCUCACGGACCACAAUCUGCUGAUGCUUCAGGCCUCUUCAUCGCAUCCCCUCCUCACGCGCAUCAUCAACCAAAUCUCUUCUCGUCUACGACUCUCUCCACCACAGCACACAAAUAUGACGUGGUUCUUUCACUACAUUUUCCACCCGCCGGCACUGGUGUGCUUCCUCAUUGGCUUCUUUGGAAUUCUGAGUGUUCAGCUCCAACUCCUCGCCCUGGGCCCACUCGUCGCCAAGUACGACGCACAGGCCGCAGUGUCCACUGCCGACUUCACGAAUACCAUUGCCACUUCGAUCAACAACAGCAUGUACAAUCAAUCAGCGGCGUACGCCAAUGAUGUCAAUAGCCAGAUUUCCACCAUGCAGUCCACCAUCAACGAUGGCAUCUUCGGAUGGGUAAAUGUCACCACCACCACUCUGAACGACACCGUCGUGGAAUUCUACAAUGAAGUUCAAAGUGCUGUGAACGCAGUUUUCAACGGUACCAUCCUCGAGACGCCUGCACUGGAUUUCGUCGCGUGUUUGAUCGGGUCAAAGGUCGAUGCGAUCGAGAAAGUCCUGACAUUUUUGAAUGAGAACCUCCAGGUUGACCUGCCUUUGAUGAAUGACAGCGCUUUGGUACUAUCGAAGAGUUCGGUUGAUGAGGCCACUCAGCCUAUUGCUGCUGCUGCCCUUGGCAGUGGGUCAGGCGAUGACAACGACGGACUGGUGGGGAAGCUCGUGAGGGCAUACGCCUCGUCUCUGAAGAAGGAACGAGUCAUGUUCGCGAUCUUCCUGGCUCUGUGGGGUGUGGUAGUCUUGAUGGCUACCUGCAUCCUCCUUUGGUACACUCACGGGAAAGGAUGGGUGGAAGCGAGGAAGCGGCGCAAGUGGGAGAGGGAACAGAGAAGCGGGAACCAAGGAUUCGUCGUUCCUUUCCGAAUCGGCCAGCCUGUUGCGGAUGAGAAGGCUCAGGCCCAGAACGACUCACCUCCUUCACCGAAGCGGGGAUUCAACUUCCCUUUUGUUCGGACUCGUUCGCGCGCGCCUUUCCUGCAGUCUCAGGAGAAAAGUUGGGAUGGCUUCUUUGGACAGAGGCCCGAUGCAGAGAGCAUCAACAGGCCGCAGCGCUUGAUGGCCAUUGGGAAGAAAGUUUUGGGAAGGGAACGAUCUCAGGAGCAGGAGGACGAGGCUACCCCGUGGUACGGUCGCUUUGCAGGGUUACUGAGCAAGAAGCGUACUGAGGAGCCCGUCUCUGAGAGAUCUUCAACCCGGGUUCGUCCGAACUUGCGCAUUUCUGUUGGUCGUGCAGCCAAUGCCACACCUCCGUCUCUUCCCAUCGCAGACAACCCUCGCGAUACGCUUCACUCCCACUGGUCCGCCUCACCCGAGCUGGUCCGACCCGCUCCUUGGGCCAAGUUACUCUCUCCGCCCUUCAAGCUGAGUCCCCGCCAGCGCAACGUACCCUCCGAUGUCGGAUCCGUGUACGAACCCGAUUCUCUCGCCCCCCCUCUGCAUCAUGGAUUCGCCGACAGCCUCCGUCAUUCAUAUUCUGAUUCUGCGGACCCAUCGAGUAUCCUGAACGCGCGGAAGGAAGAGAACCCUUUCACGACACCCUUUGAUGACGAGCAUCGUGUUACGAUAAGCCAUGCUGGUGAUACACGGAAGAGUAUCCCGACGAAUCCGUUUGCUGGGGUUGCUGUUUAGGACAGUUUUAGAACCCAUUCAGAGCGCAUCUAUGACCUUCACGUUACAAGGACAAGGACUUGAUAUAUCUAAUACCCGGUCGAUGUUACUAUUGCACUUAAUUAGGGUCUGCAUUACUCUGUAUUUCUAGGUAUUGAGCUGGACUUUGCACAUACGUAUUCACGCGCACUCACCACUGUAGCAUCUUCCUCGAGUGUAAUAUAAUCCCGAUAUCUACUAUAAAUUCUUGGGCAUUUUUAGCUUGGCUC
Molecule: messenger RNA, 3235 nt
Organism: Guyanagaster necrorhizus
Lineage: Eukaryota; Fungi; Basidiomycota; Agaricomycetes; Agaricales; Physalacriaceae
Exons: 3
Coding region: 240-2987 (915 amino acids)
Cellular component (GO): mating projection tip
Source: RefSeq, a predicted model, not a curated record